Molecule: messenger RNA, 528 nt
Organism: Oldenlandia corymbosa var. corymbosa
Lineage: Eukaryota; Viridiplantae; Streptophyta; Magnoliopsida; Gentianales; Rubiaceae
Source: the annotation of a GenBank genome assembly
AUGGCAAGGAUUGAGGCACUGGUGGUCGGAAGAGUGAUCGGAGAUGUGCUUGAUAUGUUUGUACCGACUGCUGAAUUGGUAGUGCGUUAUGGGUCUAAACAAAUUGGAACUGGCUGUGAGAUUAAGCCUUCUUUAACUUCUGUCAAACCUACGGUUCGCAUCACCGGUUCUCGUGACCGGUCCGCUCUCUUUACUCUCAUAAUGGUUGAUCCAGAUGCACCAAGUCCAAGUGAACCAACUUUAAGAGAAUGGCUUCAUUGGAUGGUUGUUAAUAUUCCAGAAGGAGGUGAUGCAACUCAAGGGAAAGAGUUGGUCGGAUACAUGCGACCUCAACCACCAACGGGGAUCCAUCGGUACGUGUUUGCGGUAUUCGAGCAGGAAGGCGUGAUUGAAAGGCCCAAAGAUCUUCCCGGACCACGCCAAAAUUUCAGUACACGCCGUUUCGUGAGAGAAAACAAUCUCGGAGUUGCGGUUUCCGCAGUCUACUUCAAUGCUCAGAAAGAACUGGCUGGAAAUAAGAAGCGUUAG